Messenger RNA from Acinonyx jubatus (cheetah), 4343 nucleotides. RefSeq names its product tubulin folding cofactor D (gene TBCD). Bases 143 to 4015 code for a protein of 1290 amino acids. Gene Ontology annotation, cellular component: lateral plasma membrane. The transcript has 38 exons. NCBI's taxonomy places the organism in Eukaryota, Metazoa, Chordata, Mammalia, Carnivora, Felidae. Gene Ontology annotation, biological process: tubulin complex assembly; microtubule cytoskeleton organization; adherens junction assembly. The record is from RefSeq and is a predicted model, not a curated record. Gene Ontology annotation, molecular function: GTPase activator activity; beta-tubulin binding.
GGUCGUGGGGCGGGGCCAGCGUCGGUAGCCACCCCCUCCGCCUCAGCAGUAGUACCUCCGUCUGCAUCAGCCGGCAUCCCCCGUCCCGGUGCUCGGGCGGGGCCGAGCUUCCAGUCCACAGGCGCGGUCCGGAGCAGCGAGGAUGGCUCUGGGCGAGGAGCCGGCCGCGGGCGCGCCGGAGGACGGGGCGGAGGACGAGGCGCUGGCCCGCGGCGGCUUCCUCGAGUCGUUCUGCGAGAGCGCGGAGACGCGCGCGCUGCUCGCCCGCCUGCCGGCGGUACUCGGCGACCGUGCGGCCCGGGAGGGCGCCCUGGAGCGGUUCCGAGUGAUCAUGGACAAGUACCAGGAGCAGCCUCACCUGCUGGACCCACACCUCGAAUGGAUGAUGAACUUGUUGUUGGAUAUAGUACAAGAUAAGACAUCUCCAGCUGACCUCAUACAUCUGGCUUUUAAAUUUCUUUACAUCAUCACCAAGGUUCGAGGAUAUAAAACAUUUCUUCGUUUAUUUCCUCAUGAAGUGGCUGAUGUACAACCUGUUUUAGAUAUGUUUACAAAUCAAAAUCCUAGAGACCAUGAAACUUGGGAGACUCGCUACAUGCUUUUACUGUGGCUCUCCGUGACCUGCCUGAUUCCUUUUGAUUUUUCUCGCCUCGAUGGGAACCUUGUCGCUCCACCUGGGCAGAUUCGAAUGUCCACAAUGGACCGUAUUCUCGAAGUAGCAGAGACCUACUUGGUUGUCAGCGACAAGGCCCGAGAUGCGGCUGCUGUCCUCGUGUCCAAGUUUGUUACACGGCCUGAUGUCAAGCAGAAGAAGAUGGCAGGUUUCCUGGACUGGAGCCUGCACACUUUGACUCGCUCCUCCUUCCAGACCAUCGAGGGGGUCAUUGCCAUGGAUGGCACGCUGCAGGCCCUGGCGCAAAUAUUUAAGCAUGGAAAACGUGAGGAUUGUUUACCCUAUGCCGCAACGGUUCUCGAGCGCCUGGCGGGUUGCAGGCUCCCCUGCAGCAACCAGACCCUGCUCCGGAAACUUGGAGUGAAGCUCGUCCAGCGGCUGGGACUGACCUUCCUGAAGCCCCGGGUGGCAGAGUGGAGGUACCAGCGUGGCUGCCGCUCGCUGGCCGCUAACCUGCAGCUCUGCGCCCAGAGUCCGCGGGAGCCGACAGUGCACACCGAGACUCCCGCUGGUGAUGGAGACUGUGAUGUCCCCGAGGAGGUGGAGAGCGUGAUAGAGCAGCUGCUGAUCGGGCUGAAGGACCAGGACACGAUUGUGCGGUGGUCUGCGGCCAAAGGAAUUGGUAGGAUGGCUGCGAGGCUCCCCAAAGAGCUGGCGGAUGAUGUGGUUGGGUCCGUGUUGGAUUGUUUCAGCUUUCAGGAGACGGACGGUGCCUGGCACGGUGGCUGUCUGGCGUUGGCAGAACUGGGCAGAAGAGGCCUGUUGCUCCCUUCACGGCUGGAGGACGUUGUUCCCGUGAUCCUGAAGGCGCUGACCUAUGAGGAGAAGCGGGGCUCCUGCAGCGUAGGUACCAACGUCAGGGACGCCGCCUGCUACGUGUGCUGGGCCUUCGCACGUGCCUAUGAGCCCCGGGAGCUGCAGCCCUUCGUGGCCGCCAUCUCCAGCGCUCUGGUGAUUGCCACGGUGUUUGACCGAAACAUCAACUGCAGGAGAGCAGCCUCUGCCGCUUUCCAGGAGAAUGUGGGAAGACAGGGCACUUUCCCUCACGGGAUCGAUAUUUUGACUGCAGCCGACUACUUUGCUGUUGGCAACAGAGCUAACUGCUUCCUGGUUAUAAGCACGUUUAUUGCCGGCUUUCCUGAGUACACUCAGCCAAUGAUAGACCACCUGGUGACCAUGAAGAUCAACCACUGGGAUGGAGUCAUCAGAGAGCUGUCUGCGAAAGCUCUGCACAACCUGGCCCAGCGAGCGCCUGAGUACAGCGCCACUCACGUUCUCCCGCGUCUGCUGUCGAUGACACAGAGUCUGGAUCUGCAUACACGGCACGGGGCUGUGCUCGCCUGUGCGGAGGUCACCCGUGGCCUGUACAGACUCGCGGUGCAGGAGGACAGGCCCAUCACAGACUACCUGGAUGACGCGGCAGUGCGGGGCCUGAAGCACAUUCACCAGCAGCUUUACGAUCGUCAGUUGUACAGGGGUCUAGGAGGAGAACUCAUGAGACAAGCAGUGUGCGUUCUGAUUGAGAACCUGUCCCUUUCUAAGAUGCCUUUUAGAGGUGACGCCAUCAUUGAUGGUUGGCAGUGGCUGAUAGAUGACACUUUGAGAAAUCUCCAUCUUAUUUCAACUCCUUCUAGACAACAGAUCAAGGAAGCAGCCGUCUCGGCCCUGGCUGCACUCUGCCGCGAGUACUACGCCCGGGAGGCUGGGGAGGCAGAUCCCACUAGGCAGGAGGAGCUGACCCGGCAGUAUCUUGCUGACCUGCAGAGCCCAGAGGAGCUGACCCGCUGCGGCUUCUCGCUGGCUCUGGGUGCCCUCCCGCGCUUCCUCCUGAGCGGCCGGCUGCAGCAGGUGCUGGCAGGCCUGGGAGCUGUGACCCUCAUUCGUCCUGAGGAUGUGAGCUUUGCUGAAUCCAGGCGGGAUGCCUUGAAGGCGAUCUCGAGGGUUUGCCAGACGGUUGGCGUGAGAGCAGGAGGGGCCCCAGACGAAGUUGUAUGUGAAGCAAACGUCUCUCAGAUUUACCGCACGCUGCUGGGCUGUCUGCGCGACUACACCACCGACAGCCGUGGGGACGUGGGCGCAUGGGUCCGUGAGGCCGCUAUGACCAGUCUGUUGGACCUGAUGCUCCUGGUGGCGAGGGAACAGCCAGAACUGAUCGAGGCCACUGUCUGUCAGCAGGUCAUGUGUUGCGUGGCCCAGCAGGCAAGUGAGAAGAUCGACCGGGUCCGCGCGCACGCCGCCCGCGUGUUCAUGGCCCUGCUGCAUUCUGGUGGCUCCCCUGUCCCCCACGUGCCUCAUCGAGCAGAGCUGGAAAAGCUCUUCCCCAGGUCCGACAUGGCCUCUGUGAACUGGAAUGCGCCGUCCCAGGCCUUCCCUCUCGUCACCCAGCUCCUGGGGCUGCCUGCCUACCGCUACCACGUCCUGCUGGGGCUGGCCGUGUCUGUGGGCGGCUUGACGGAGUCCACGGUCAGGUACUCCACUCAGAGCCUCUUUGAGUACAUGGCGGGGAUCCAGAAAGACCUGCGGGCCCUGGAGGGCUUCAGCGGGACCCUCCUGCAGGUCUUUGAGGACAACCUUCUGAACGACAGGGUGUCUGUGCCGCUGUUGAAGACGCUGGACCAGAUGCUGGCCAACGGCUGCUUUGACCUCUUCACCGCGGAGCAGAACCACCCCUUUGGCGGGAAGCUGCUUGCGCUUUGCAAGGAGGAAAUCAAGAAGUCUAAGGAUGUGCAGAAACUGCGGUCGAGCGUCGCCGUGUUCUGCGGGAUGGUGCGGUUCCCGGGCGACGUGAGGAGGAAGGUGCUCCUGCAGCUGUGCCUGCUGCUCUGCCACCCGUUCCCUGUGAUCCGGAAGACCACGGCCAGCCAGGUGUACGAGAUGCUGCUCACCUACGGUGACAUCAUGCGUGAGGACGUCCUGGAUGAGGUCAUGGCUGUGCUGGGCACCACGGCCUGGGAUGCGGAGCUCCCGCUCGUCAGAGGCCAGCGGAACCGCCUGUGUGACCUCCUCGGUGUGCCCAGACCUCAGCUGGUCCCCAAGGUAGCCGCGCGGCCCUCGGCCACACUGGGAACCUGGGGCCCUUCCCACACGAGGCCUCUAAGUGCAGCUCCCAGGAGCCACUGUCCCGAGCUCCAGUCUGGGACGUUCUGGGUCACGUUGACUGCUGGGCGCGUGCCUUACCCCGCCUGCCCCGUGUACACUCUGCUGGCUCCUCCUCCCAAAGCCAGAGGAGUCUCACAGGCUCCUGCGUGCACGUCCCCACCAGGCGUGUGUCAGGUGUGUCCUGUGGGCACUGCUCCCAGACACGUCCUCUGCGCCACCAGCCCUCAGCGGAGUUGUCAGUGACCUAGUUCAUUCUCUCAGAUGUGCUCCUCCGUCACGGCCGAAGGGAGGCUGCCUCGGGCCGGUUUCCACCAUCACUACCUCCCUGGAUACACGUCUGGUCCUGGGACUCUGUCACCCCAGGGUUUCCACGCCCCUGGCCUGUGCACUGUGGCUGCGGUGUCCUGAGGUUGCAGGGCCCUGAGCUGUCCCUCCAGGUUCUGCGUGACCAUCAGAUUUUAGGCUCUCGUGUGUGUGCUUGCAGGGAAUCAGGACAGACUCACGGUCAGUGUCUCCUCAGGCCGUGGGCUCUGCCAGAGCGCAGCGGCACAUUCUGUGACCACUGGGGACG